AUGCAGGCAGAACGCAGCAACGAGGCUCAAAGCAAUCGAGAAUUUUUGGCUCGAGUGCAGCAUGAACGCGAAUCAUGGAUAAACGAGCGGCGUCUGCUGUUGGAUAAACUCGCGGCAGAGCAGGCUACAGCGGCAGCAGCGACGGCAGCAGCAGAACGAGCAGCGUCGGCUGUGACAGAGCAGGCGGCGGCAGCAACAGCAGCAGCAGCGACGGCCGGGACAGAGCAAGGGACGGGCGCAGCCUCAACUCCAACACAGGAUCAAUCGAAUUCUAUGGUCACAGCUGAAGCUACUCAUAGAAAUUCUAUUGGCAUCCUCACGGCGUACAACAAUCAGGAAAAUCGCCAUGAUGCCAACGGUUCUGGAUUUUCACCGGUCGCAGACAACCGGGCGAUGUAUUCGCAGCUUAAUCGAACACCAACAGGCAGCAUGUCUGACGCAGGAACAAUAUUAUCCGAUUUGCAGCAAGUCCUUAGGCGCGUACCACUGUCAGUCUCUAUGGAACAACUGCAGAAAUACAGUGCUGAUUCUCCAACCCAGUCAGUUCGGGCGUGGAUCGUUAGAGUCGACGAAGAUGCUACAAUUCAUGCUUGGUCUCCCGUAGAGAAGUUCAUAGCGGCAAAAAGAGCACUAAUAGGUACCGCUCGGAAAUGGCUCGAUGGUCAAAAAGGCAUAAUAUCAUGGGAAGAGUUGACAACACGUAUGAUAGAAUCCUUUGGAAAACGUGUCAAGUCUUCAGACAUACAUGAAGCUCUAAGCAAGCGGAAGAGAAGAAGAGAUGAGACUAUUUUGGCUUACGUUCAAGAGAUGGAACUACUAGCAUCUCAGGCUAACUUGGACGAAGACGAGAUAAGGCAAUACAUCGUCAAUGGUGUAACGGAUGACCAAUCUAUUAAAUUGACACUUAUUGCUCGGGAGUCGGAGGAGCAUAAUCAACGUCGGCACCACCAUAGACAAGGUACAAAGCGUUGUUAUAACUGCAACAAGUACGGGCACCUCCGAAAAGACUGUACCGAGGCAACUUUAGAAGCAACCCGACCAGGUCUAGGACAAUCAGGAGUCCAGGAACGACCUUCUAAUUUCAAGGAGGGCCUAAAGGCCAAUUCUCGAAACUUCGUCCAGUACAAAGGAAAAACACGAAACAAUUCUGCACCUAAAAUCAACCACGUGCAAUACAAAAGUGGUAAUCGCAGUCGGAUUACAGCAUACAUUGGAGGAAUUAUCGAGAAUUGCCAAGUCGACAGUGGCGCAGAUCGCAAUGUAAUGAGAGAAGAUUUUUACAAACGCAUCGAAGAUCGUUUCCCGUUGAACGGCGAACAAGGAACACUCAGCGGAGCUGGUGGCCUUAUUCGGACAUUGGGAAGUGUAAGGAUACCAACGGUGAUCAAUGGCACAGAGUACAUACUAAAAUAUACCGUAGUGCCAGAAGAAAAUUUACCAUCAAGAAUCCUCUCAGGUGAUCCUAUACUCGACGUUGCCAGGGUUUUUCUCAGUAAGGAAGGACCACAAAUAGAACCAAUCAUCGGCAACGACUUCGUACAACUUAUUGAGGAAGAGUUAAGCGAAGCUAAAGAUGGGGUCCGUCAAGCAAUUAUCAAGGUACCAGAGGCAAGGAGGGAGCAAAUUAGGCAGUUAUUAGAAAAUUAUUCUGCAAAUAUGCCUCCUCAAACCUCGGUUAAAAUGUCAAUUAGGCUAAAGAACACCCAGCCUAUUGCAUGUCGACCGAGGCGCCUAUCUCCAGUCGAUGAAGUCGAUGUCAAAAAACAACUUGAGGAAUGGACAAGAAAAGGCGUAGUAGUUCCUGGAAUUUCCGAAUAUGCGAGUGCUAUUGUCGUUGCUCGUCGAAAAGACGGACGCGCUAGGAUAUGCAUCGAUUAUAAGCCUCUCAACAAAGUCGUCGAACGUGAACAACAACCAAUGCGACUUAUAGAAGAUGCCGUAGACUCAGUUGCGAACUCCGUGGUGCACUCCACGCUGGACCUCCAAGAUGGCUUCUUUCAUGUAGAAGUAUCUGAGGAGAGUCAGAGGUACUUGUCCUUCGUCACUCCAUGGGGACAAUACAUCCCGAAAAGAGCUCCUUUCGGCUUCUGCAAUUCACCAGCUGCAUUCCAAAGGUUUAUACUGAAUGUUUUUCAAGAACUCAUCAAUGAAGGCAUAAUGGAAAUCUACGUGGAUGACGCCUUUGUGAAAGCUGAAGACGAGGAUCAAGCAGUGGAAAGAUUGGCACGUGUGUUAGAGGUAGCGCAAAAGAAUGGAAUUCAAUUCAAUUGGAAAAAAUCUCAGCUUCUACAGCGGAAAGUAGAGUUUCUCGGAUACAUAGUAGAGAAAGGAACGAUCACGCCAGGACCAGCUAAAAUGGAAGCCUUGCUAAACUAUCCUCAUCCAAGAACAACCAAACAGUUACAACGCCUGCUCGGGCUUACGGGAUAUUUUAGAAAAUUCGUUCGCAAAGCCUCUUAG
Molecule: messenger RNA, 2460 nt
Organism: Hermetia illucens (black soldier fly)
Lineage: Eukaryota; Metazoa; Arthropoda; Insecta; Diptera; Stratiomyidae
Exons: 2
Coding region: 1-2460 (819 amino acids)
Biological process (GO): proteolysis
Molecular function (GO): zinc ion binding; nucleic acid binding; aspartic-type endopeptidase activity
Source: RefSeq, a predicted model, not a curated record